This is a messenger RNA of Labrus bergylta (ballan wrasse), 507 nucleotides long. RefSeq names its product guanine nucleotide binding protein (G protein), gamma transducing activity polypeptide 1 (gene gngt1). Gene Ontology annotation, molecular function: G-protein beta-subunit binding. Gene Ontology annotation, cellular component: heterotrimeric G-protein complex. Gene Ontology annotation, biological process: G protein-coupled receptor signaling pathway. The record is from RefSeq and is a predicted model, not a curated record. Lineage: Eukaryota; Metazoa; Chordata; Actinopteri; Labriformes; Labridae.
UACUUUAUAACCCAGAUUGAGGGGACCGGGAGAAGGAUUCUUCAACAGAACUUCAGGGGGGAAGGUCUGCUCCCUGUAAACAUUCAGAAUGCCGGUCAUAAACGUCGAUGACUUGACGGACAAGGACAAGGCUCAGAUGGAAGUGACUCAACUGAAAACUGAAGUGAAGCUUGAGAGGUGGUUGACAUCUAAAUGUUGCGAGGAAAUUAAGGACUACAUCCAGGCCGGGGUGGAGGAGGACAUCCUGGUCAAAGGCAUGCCAGAGGACAAAAACCCCUUCAAGGAGAAAGGUGGCUGUGUCGUCUGCUAGACAAGACCUUUGGAGCUUUUCACAACAAAUCCUCAAACAUUAGCAUCCAAGGACACUAUCCCUCCCCUGAUAAAACAGAUUUGCAGACUGGAGAAGCCUAGAAGGACAAAACAAAGCCAGAGUUAAUAAAACUUGACGGGUUCCAUGUAUAUGAGUCCCCAUCUUCUUGCCAGUUUUGUAGCCUCAUUGUAUUCUUU